AUGCAUGUUCAUGCCCAUACAUACAGCCACACCGCCUUCAACCCCAAGUCCAACCCCCCUGAUAAACCCGGCGCAGAAAGACGUGGCCACCUCCGUUCCAUUGAUUCCGCAGCUGGAUGUAGCAGUCGGCAUGGUGCUAGUAUGUCCACGGAAAACGAACAAGAUCGGAACGAAAGUGUCCGUCGCCGCAGCCCCCGUGCAUCCCGAAAGGUCCCAGGCUUUGCCCUGUUGGGAUGCCACGGCGAUGCUAAGAGGUCCAUAGCCGCGAUGGAUUGCUCGCCUGGCCCACUUCGCCGGGUGCUCUUCAAAAGCAAGGGUGGUGAAGCUCGACUGCUACUGGUGGCCCUGAUGGUGGGCCAGAUGGUGGACCGCAACUUCACUUCGCUUCAGAGAGUUGAACGCAGCCUCGAGUUCAGGGCGACGCAAGGCUCGAUCGAGCACACGUGA
Messenger RNA from Chaetomium globosum CBS 148.51, 447 nucleotides. RefSeq lists its product as uncharacterized. Bases 1 to 447 code for a protein of 148 amino acids. Lineage: Eukaryota; Fungi; Ascomycota; Sordariomycetes; Sordariales; Chaetomiaceae. The transcript has 2 exons. The record is from RefSeq and is a predicted model, not a curated record.